AUGGGACACAAGAAGAAGACCAAGCCGAAGCAACAGCCGGAUGGCGAUGCCGCUAAUGUCGAGCAAUCUCCAGCACCUACACUGUCAACGCCCGAGGACACCUUGGAGAGGAAGAGUGCCUCUUCCGAUUCGUCUGGUGGGUUUGUGAUGAGCACAAGUGCUAGGAGAAGGAAGAACAAGCUGCGUAAUGAACAGAAGGCCAAGGAUGCUGCUGGGGUUGUGACAGUGCCGAGCGAAGCGAACUUGCCAGCCAUCCCUACUGAACCAGCAGCCCAUUUUGAGGAACUCGCCGCCAAGCUCAAGGAAGAGGCGAGCCUUAUGAAGUUAAGCAAGACGGAUAGAAGCAGCUCGGACGAGUUCAUCCGGAAGUUGGCGCACGUCGUGGAGGCCGAGAGGGCCCGCCUUCAACCGAAGCCUUCUUUUAGAGGAACUGUCCAGCAGUUGAGGCUACAAAUUUACGACUUAUCUACAGCACUCGGUUGUUUUGAAAGUACAGAUUCGAUAGACGCCAAGGAGACUAAGGCUAUGCUCACUGAGUUGGAAUCCCAGUUCGUACGUUUGGUGGAGCAGGAAGCUUUCCGUUCCUUCCAGCAACGUGUCAAUGCCAUUAAGAACACUGUAGAGCGACAGCAACAACAGGGUCAGUCAAGGAAGGAGAGCCCGGCCAAGCCGAGCCGACCCCCGAGGGCACCUCAGGACGGUGGGAUGGGACGUGUAGCUCAUAGGCUGCAGCAAAUACUAGGCCUAGAGGAGGUACCGCCACUAGAACAACUGCAUACUAAAGAGAUCACUAGAGAUGCGGGUGUAUCGUCUGCUCUGCUCGACGUGCUAUUGCCUAAUGGUGGCUCUAGUCAACUGGCUCAGAAGUGGGAGAAGGAAUAUAGGGUAUGUCUGCAACCAGUGUUUGGCGAAAAACGGUCUGUGAGAGGAAUAAAAGUGACGGGAAUCAAGGAGGAAGCCGUAGAAGGCGCGCUGAGGAAGAUGGAGACUUUCAACCCGGUGGUGAGCCGUUCCAUCAGCCUAGUGCUGCCUGAACAUGGAAGUGCUAGUCCUAACGUGUUGAACAGUAUCAGGAGGAGGGUCUUCCAGCUGGCCCCUCAGCUCGAGUCGCGUCAUGGUGUUGUGAUCGUCAAGGAUGCUAAGGGGGACUCUGUUACUAUAUACAGCCCUGAGGCAGAGAAGGUAGAUAAGAUUGUCGAGGAGCUGCAUACUGCUAUGAGUGAGCGACCGAGGCCUCGCACUGGUUCGAGUGGUGGGGGAGACCAUAAGGAGUUAGGAGGUCGUCGUGGGGAGUUCAGAGACACGUCGCUGAAGCUUGAAGUUGGAAUAGCCAAGUGUGUCGUGGGAGACAGGGGAGAAAACAUAAGACGGUUGGAGUUCCUGUCCAAGUGCCAGAUUCACAUCAAAGGCCCUCCACCUGAUGCCAAUGCUCAUAAGAACACUGGUAUCGCUCAUGUCACUAUUCGCGGGGCGAGCGCUAAUGACGUCGCUACUGGGCUUAAGAUGGUCCGAGAAUAUGCCAACAGUGUUGGUAAGCGAGUGGUGAAGUGCUCUAAUAAGGAGGUUCUGGACAGGCUGUUUGGUGCGGGCCAGGGCGGCCACACCAGCGUGGCAAGCAGGUUUGCCACUAUCAGGAGGCAAUGUGGCUGUACGAUACUGAGGGACUCUGAUACAACACUACAAGUGCUUCUACCGUUCAACGACGAUCCGACUUUGGAGAAGGAGUUGGAUGCCGCGGUGAAGGAUAUCCAGCAUCUGGUCGAAGAGGCUUCUUUGGCCGUUGAGAAAGUACCGGUUUCAUCCGAGCAUAGCCACAUUUGGGAGGAUACGGGCAACCUGCGAAGCAUUCAGAGGAAGUCAGGGCUCAUCCGCUUGACCUUACGGAAAGGCGGGGACGGGCAGGAGGCCCAUCUGGAGCUUCUGGGCAAUGCUCAAGCGGCUUCCAAGGCGAGAGUGUUGAUUGAAAAGCUUAUUGAUACGAGUGGCACUGCAGAGAGGUUCGAGACUUUGAAGGAGUGCAAGGGUGAUGGGGACCUGGCGGAGGCGGUGGUGAAUAUGCUCAGUGCUAACGGGCAGGCUACAUUACACCAGAUUGCUCGAGACUCGGGGACUAAGCUUUAUGUGGAGGAGAGUGGUGAUGGGAAGAAUGUGAAGGCAGUUGGUGGACCUACAGAGGUCGCAUUAGCGAUGAAACUACUGCGUCGUGCUGUGGCGGAGCAUAAGGCCUUGUUGGCAUUGAUGACGACAGUGCAGGUUGCCAUACCACACGAUAAGGUGGCUAGUGUUGUGGGACCAUCAGGGAGAACUUUGCAUAAAAUUCAGAAGUUGACGCUUUGCACGGAUGUGCAGUUGAGCAAGAGAGGAGCGGGUGGAGGCGUCAAAGAGAGGUCGGCGGCUGUCUGUGUGAUAAGGGGAGCGGAAGAGGCCGUGAAGAAGGCGGAGGCGAUGUUGAAGGAGAUUAUAGAGUCGGGGAUGAGUAGCGCCCUCCAGCAAAAUGGUGUGGUUGCCGCUGGAGACUCCCCGACUGCUGCCGAGACCAAGUUCGUGGGUGCACGAGAUGCCCAGCCACGACUGAGGAACAAAACGCGAGGAAGUGCCUGGGGUGGUGGAGGAGGAGCGGCGGGUGGCGAGGGUGCAUCAUCGUCCAAGUCGAGAGGUGGUGCUGUUGCGAAGGCUGUCAAAAAGGACUUCGUUUUUGACGAGUCUGAUUUCCCCGCCCUCCCCGGCAAACCGAAGGAAGAGAAGCCCGCAGAGAGUCUUCGCAAAGACUCGUCAAAGUAG
This is a messenger RNA of Perkinsus marinus ATCC 50983, 2781 nucleotides long. RefSeq lists its product as hypothetical. Gene Ontology annotation, molecular function: RNA binding. Lineage: Eukaryota; Perkinsozoa; Perkinsida; Perkinsidae. The transcript has 8 exons. The record is from RefSeq and is a predicted model, not a curated record. The coding region runs from base 1 to 2781 and encodes 926 amino acids.